Rhizopus microsporus ATCC 52813 is the source of this 1246-nucleotide messenger RNA. RefSeq lists its product as uncharacterized. Bases 37 to 1113 code for a protein of 358 amino acids. The record is from RefSeq and is a predicted model, not a curated record. Lineage: Eukaryota; Fungi; Mucoromycota; Mucoromycetes; Mucorales; Rhizopodaceae. The transcript is spliced from 3 exons.
CUUUCUCCUUUCCUUUUUGUUGUUUUAAUUUCAACAAUGACAGACACGAUUUAUUCAAAAAAUAAACCACCUACUCCUUCUUCUGUUGGUGAUGAUUUCUCUGCUGCAGUGUCAUGGCCAAUUCUUUUGGCUGGUGUCCCUACAUUAGGUGCAUUCUUUGCAGGAAGUUCAGAGAUUUGGAGUGAUUUCAUUAUGAUUUUAUUAAUUCUAUUUUAUGUUUAUAAAUGGAUGACAGUGCCAUGGUCUUAUUAUGAAAGCGCAAGAAUACGUAGAGUGAUCCAUCAACAAUCCUCAGUAGAGUUAAAGGCAGGCCCUAAAACCGAAGAAGCAGCAUAUCUUCACAAGUUACAAACAGAACGUGAGAAACAACAAUCUAUUCAUGCAGAGCUUCGUCGUCACGAAUUAGCUGGAUUGGUCUGGGUAGUUUUAUCUCCGUUGAUUGCUGGGUACACAUUACGAUACAGUCGAUAUUUUUUUGCCAACGCCGAUAAAUAUAUCAGUGCAUUCAACAUUACCGUUUUUACAUUAGCAGCCUCCAUUAAACCUCUAUCUCACGUGACCCUCUUACUCCAGGAGCGUACACUCUAUCUUCAGAAUGAAGCUGCCUUUAGUGAAACAGAAGUUGAAAUGUUACAAAGUCGUAUUCGCUUCCUUGAAAAAGAAAUAGAUGUCCUCAGACGUGCCUAUGCUACCAAAAAAGAUCUAGGCCAAAUCACAGAAGAUAUCAAUCCUACCCUCCAGCAAUUAACCAAGACCUUACAUCGCUUUGAAAAACGUGAUAAUGCACUCAGAACUUGGUCUCAACAGCAUUUCACUGCUAUUGAACAAAAGGUUAAAGAAUUUGAUCAGUACAUUUGUUAUCGUAUAGAACAAGAUCAGCGUCAACAAGCUCAUGGUGUAGUUGUCAGUUUAGUCUUGCUGCCUCUGAAUAUCUCGCUUUGGAUUGCCAAGCGCAUGUCCUUUUGGCUUCCCGUACCACACAAAGGACUUUUGGCGCCUUCUUCUGAAAGCACAUGUCAACCAUUGAAAAAGCCCCAAUCCAAACAAUUACCUGGUCAGAUAGCUCCUUCAAGCUAUUCUAAUGAUGAAAGCGUAGCUGCUUUUGGUCAUUAAAAAAACACAUUCUAUAGAUCCUAUUAAUAAUAGCAUUCAUUAUAUUAUUUAGCAUAUGUUUAUUCUUCCUUUCCCUUCUUUACUCGCAUUCUUAUCCUUUUAUAUAUAAAUUUCAUCCUACAGUAAAGGCGUG